ACCACUCCCAAAUUAUUCGAAUUUCAACAUGAUUACCAAAAAGUAAAAUGUAAUAAUAGGAAACAGGUUGCUAGUGUCAGUGGCGGCUACAAUAGAUUAAUUCAUCAUCGUGUUUGUGUCGGUUGGUGUUGACUGAGAAUAAUCAUCUCUUUGUAAUAGGAAUAGGUCUUCAGUUGCGUUCUAACUAAAACACAUUCGCAUAUUUUCGUUAUACAGAUCCGUUGGACGAAAAGCGAUUUGCAAGAGGAGGACUUAUGGCUGAGCUGGCAGUGGCACUUUUACCAUUUGCAGUGGAGAGGCUUUGGAACCUACUUGUCCGAGAAACUAAGCAAUUUCAAGGAGUUGGAGAGCAGUUCGAAGGAUUAAAGAAUGACGUGGAUACGUUAAGGUGCUUUUUGAAAGAUGCAGAGGCCAAAAAACAUGCAAAUGAAACGGUGAGGAAAAUUAUCAAAGACAUCAACGAAAUUGUUUUUGAUGCGGAAGAUAUCAUCGAGACGUUUCUUCUGAAAAAAACACUCCGGGAAUCAAGCAGCAGCAGCGUGAGAAGAUUUGCAUCUGUUACUGUGAGAACCAUGGUGCUUGGGUUUGAUAUGAAACCCAUAAGGAAUAGGAUCUCUAAGGUGAUCCGUGAUAUGCAGAGUUUUGGCGUUCUGCAGAAUGAAGAGCGUAUGCAGUCUCUAGAGGUAAGAGAAAGACAAAAGCGAGAAACGUUUUCUAUAGAUGACCAAGAGAAAUCUAUUGUUGGGAUGGAGAGAAAUAUUGAGAUAUUGGUUGGCUAUUUGGUGGAGGAGGGUAGCAGUCAAGUGGUUUCCAUAACCGGGAUGGGCGGGCUUGGUAAAACCACACUCGCAAGAAAAGUUUUCAAUCAUGAAACAAUAAAAAGUCAUUUUCGAGAAGGAUUAGCGUGGGUGUGUGUUUCACAACAAUUUGAAAGAAAGUCUGUCUGGGAGACAAUCUUGCAACAACUGAGGUCAGAAUGUUAUAAGUCAAAGAUGAAGGAAAACGAACUUCUAGAGAAGAUUGUUGGAGUGUUCGAAACACAAAAGGCUUUGAUCGUCAUUGAUGAUAUAUGGAGAGAAGAAGACUGGGACCUAAUCAAGCCUGUGUUUCUGCCAAAUAAAGGAUGGAAGGUAUUAUUUACUUCUCGCAAUGAGGAAGUGGCAUUACAUGCAGAUAGACAAUGUGUUACUUUCAAACCAGAAUGCCUAACUUCUGAAGAAAGUUGGGAUCUUUUUCAGAGAAUAGCAUUUCCAAUUAAAGACACAGUUGAAUUUAAGAUUGAUGAAGUCAACAUGAAAGAAAUCGGAAUGGAGAUGCUUAAACAUUGUGGAGGUCUACCACUGGCUAUUAAGGUGUUAGGCGGGAUGUUACGUAAAAAGUACACAUUGCAUCAGUGGAAAGUGAUACAUGAGAAUAUUAAAGCUCCCAUCGUUAGAGGGACUGGCUUUGACGACGGAAAUAUGAAGAGGGAGGUUUACAAUGUUUUGUAUCUGAGCUUCGAAGAGCUGCCUGCUUAUUUGAAACAUUGCUUCCUUUACCUCGCUAGUUUUCCAGAAGAUUUUAAAAUAGACGUGGAGAAACUUUCCUAUUACUGGGCUGCAGAAGGAAUACUAAGGCCAAUGGAUUUCGAUGGAGCGAGCAUUCGAGAGGUUGGAGAUGGAUACAUAGAAGACUUAGUGAAGAGACACAUGAUUAUUUCUGAAAGAGACGUUAAAACUUUCAGAUUUGAAACACUUCAGUUGCAUGACAUGAUGAGAGAAGUUUGUUUAAGAAAAGCUGAAGAAGAGAAUUUCGUACAAACCAUUGGCACAUCAACUGCAAAUUCAAAAUCUCCUUGUAAAUCUCGCAGACUUGCUAUUGUAAGUUCGCCUAAAGAAACAUUUAAUGUUGAUAAGGAGGUGAAGAAUCCAAGCCUUAGAACUCUCUUGUUGUUUUUCGAGAGCGGAAGUUGGAUGAAAAUAAGUUUUUUGUUUACAAGGCAUAAGCUGAUGAGAGUGUUAGAUCUCUCUUAUGUGGAGUUUGAAGGAGGGAAGGUACCCUCUAACAUCGGAAAGCUCAUCCACUUGAGAUAUCUUAGUUUCAAGGGGUCAUAUGUAACUCAACUGCCUUCUUCUAUGCGGAAUCUGAAGAAGCUUCUCUAUUUAAACCUGGGUUUAACUUUUUUGUUAGUUCGAGUUUACAUGCCCAAUGUCUUGAAUGAGAUGCGAGAAUUGACAUUCUUGUUGUUGCCGAAGUUCUUAAAAGAUGAGACAAAGUUGGAAUUGGGAAAUCUGGUCAAGCUGGAGACGUUGAAGAAUUUCAACACAAAACAUGGGAGAGUGACGGAUCUACAGGGCAUGACACGGCUCAGAUCUCUCUCUAUCUUCUUUGUUACAGACGAGAGGUAUACUAUGGAAACUCUAUCAUCAUCUCUAAGUAAACUUUCACACUUGGAGAGUCUUACUAUAGAUAGCUUGGUGUAUACUCCAACGAAUGAUGAUGAAGAAGGAUUUGUUUGGGAUUUUGUUAAUCUCAAACAGCUGAAUUUGGAGUUAUAUAUGCCAAGGUUACCUGAUGCGCAACACUUUCCUUCUCACCUUACAACCAUAUCUCUAAAGUGGUGUCGUUUGAAGGAGGAUCCAAUGCCGAUUCUAGAGAAGUUACUUCACUUGCAAGUGAUUAUUUUAGGAAAAAGAUCUUUUUGUGGGAGGAGAAUGGAUUGCUCAAAGGAUGGGCUUCCUCGUUUGCAGAAGCUUCAAUUUGAGGGAUUAGAGGAGUGGGAAGAGUGGAUAGUAGAAGAAGGAUCUAUGCCCCUUCUCCAUAGUCUCAAGAUUAAAAGUUGCAGAAAAUUAAAGGAGCUUCCUGAUAGGCUGCGAUUCAUCACUAACUUGGAGGAUCUCAGUAUUAAGAAUAUGGGAGACGAAUUCAAAUUGAAAGGAUACUUGCCUUAUCACCUUACAACCAUACAUAUAAAGGAGUGUUGUUUGAAGGAGGAUCCAAUGCCGAUUCUCGAGAAGUUGCUUCACUUGAAAGAGGUUAGAUUAGAGAGUAAAUCUUUCUGUGGGAGGAGAAUGGUUUGCUCAAGGAAUGGGUUUACUCAAUUGCAGAAGCUAAGAUUUUAUGAAUUAGAUGAGUGGGAAGAGUGGAUAAUAGAAGAAGGCUCCAUGCCUCUUCUUCAUACUCUUGAUAUUUACGAUUGCAAAAAAUUAAAAGAGCUUCCUGAUAGGCUGCGAUUCAUCACUUCCUUAAAGGAUCUGAGUGUUAAUUACUUAAGUUCUCGUUUUUGGGAUAUAUUCUCCUCCACUUCGCGCCUUACAACCAUACAUCUGAAUGAGUCUUGUUUGGAGGAGAAUCCAAUACCAAUUUUAGAGAAGUUGCUUCACCUAAAACAUAUGUAUUUAGGGGAAAGAUCUUUCCAUGGGAGGAGAAUCGUUUGCUCGAGGGGUGGGUUUCCUCAAUUGCAGACGCUAUUUUUUUGGGGAUUAAACCAGUGGGAAGAGUGGAUAGUAGAAGAAGGCUCCAUGCCCCUUCUCCAUUCUCUCGAAAUUUACUGUUGUCCAAAGUUAAAGGAGCUUCCUGAUGGACUGCGUUUCAUCACUUCUUUGAAGAGUCUGACCUGUUAUUAUAUGGGAAAGGAAUGGAAGAAGAGACUGUCGGAAGGAGGAAAAGACUAUUACAAAGUCCAACACAUCCCUUCUGUUACAAUUAAAUGACUGAUCUCGGCAAUAGUGAGUCAGAGACAGCAGCUGAAGGAGACGAGACUCUCAGCAAUUACGGACUAUCAGGUAAUAUAUAGGAAUGAACUUCUCAGACAACUUCUUUGAAUUUACAUAACACUUUAUGAUAUGUGUUUUACCCAUUGAUUUGAUAAGAGUGGGAAACAGAAAUUUUACAAGUGAAACAUUACUGGCACACGAGGAGUGGAUUAAGCGGCGAAGCUGUUCAACCAAGUGUCUAACCUAAAGGAUCCUAUCAGUACAGAGUGAAAUGUGUGAAUCUAAGUAGUAACCUAUUUUCAAAACUGUUACAAGGAUAUUGCAAGCGCCUCCCUUAUUGAGAAGCCCUCUCUGGAGAUCCAUCUGAAGCAGUGACUUAUCUUUAUGCGUAAACAUCACUACCUCUCAAGUAUACUGAAGGGUUCAUUGAGGAGUAGUAAAGUUGAUGAUGUGGUCUUAAUAUCUGGCCAAAGAUAUUCACAACAAAUCAAUUUUUUUUGGUAUAUAUAUUUUUUUUUUUUGUAACUCGAAAUUUUGCAUGCCUCUGUACAAAGAUUUAUGGAUUCAGUAAAUAUUAUUUGAAUUAUGAACU
Messenger RNA from Raphanus sativus (radish), 4287 nucleotides. Its product is annotated as probable disease resistance protein At1g59620. Gene Ontology annotation, molecular function: ADP binding. The transcript is spliced from 4 exons. The coding region runs from base 255 to 3692 and encodes 1145 amino acids. Gene Ontology annotation, biological process: defense response to other organism. Lineage: Eukaryota; Viridiplantae; Streptophyta; Magnoliopsida; Brassicales; Brassicaceae. The record is from RefSeq and is a predicted model, not a curated record.